AUGGACAGAAAUCCAGAAGCAGACCAUCUUGAUUCUAUCUCACAAAGAAUCAAUUCCUUUACAAUGGAUCCUUCGGACCAAACAAUCACUCCAAAACCUGAACAGCAAAACACCAAAGAGUAUGCAGCCAAGAUUGCCUUGGAAAAAUCUCUACCAGAUACAGAGACCAUUCCCACAGUCCUAGUUUCUGGUUCUCAACAAGUUGGCACGCGAAGGAUUUUACCUGAGAUAUUGUUUCAAAUCAUCGACUAUCUCGAUUUCUCAGAUGACCUCCCAACCAUUAUCUGUGUCGCUCUAACAGCGAAAGUUUGUUACGACUAUGUAACAACCCGCAGAAGACUAGAGCAUCUCAAACAAGGAGGAGAAGAGCCAGAGGAAGGCUGCUAUUUCCGAGGACGUACCUCGAGAUGGGACCUUGAUCUAGGACAGAGAUUAGAGCUCGCUCCCCUCUUGGAAGACUGGGUUGGAAGCGACUACAGAACUGCCUCGCCGAAAACCAUCACAGCCUUGUGUUUAACUUCGCGUGCUUCAGAAUACAUGGAGACACCAAACGUUUUGUUUCUUUCCCGUGCAGUAUAUGAUGAUACAUGGGAACAAGAGUUUGUCUUGCCUCAACGACACAUGGACUAUUAUAACAUGACCAUGCCAUUCAAGUACAACUUCGUCCCCCAUACGCCAUAUUUUCCACCUCCGCUGCGCAACAAAGUCGACUGGUACGAAGAUAUGGCACACUUCAUCAUUCAUGAAUACAUCAUGGGUGAAUGGAAUGAGGAAAGCCAUAACGAUAUUGGCGGUUGGUUCGACCCUGGAAGAAUAGUGUACACUCCACCAUAUCACCCCCUGGGCUUGUGCGAAGCACGGCGACAAUUCUGGUUGGAAUACAUGCACAGCAGUUUGCGAGAUUGGGUCUACCACAGGGGACCAUCGGAGUUCAAAGGCAAGGGAGACGGCAGUAACUUCAUCGUUUCAAUUGAGGACGGUGUCGUAAUAACUGCUUAUGACCGACGGGAGAAACCCCUCGAAUGGACUUACAACGGUCGGGAUAAUUUCCAUCGCGCGAUAUGUCGUCAAGAGGGCGCCACAAGUAAAGAUAUGUUGAAGGCUAUUGAGAGAGAUAUCAAUGAGUCCUGGGGCAUAUCAUUUUGGGAAACCCAUAGCACACCUCCAGAAAUGAAUCAGUUCACAAUGGACAUCUGUAAUCAGAUGACUAUCGCGACAUCUGAACAAGACGCGGUAGCCGACCAGAAGGUUGGAGAUAUGAACUAUCACAAUAAGAGAAGCAUGACAGUAGACGCUGGCAUGAGUCCUGUAGCCACUACUGAUUUGGAUUUAAAUCCUUCAUCUCAAUACGACCAAAAGCGAAUUGUUCCACCUGAGAUUGUUUACAAGAUCCUUGAUAUCCUCUACGAGAAACAUGACAUGCCGACAAUCUGGUGUAUUGCUCUCUCCGCCUGCAUCUACUAUGAUUAUGUCGCCAAAUUUCGCAAUCGAUUUGGAAUUCGUCUUACCACAGAGGAAAAGAAAAAGCUAGCUCCACUUCUCAAGAACUGGAUGGGAGAUCAAUACCGAAUCAUGCGCUCAAAGACCAUCGACACAAUCGACUCGGCACUCCUAUUCGAGAACAAUACCAUGUUUCUCUCCCGCAAAAUCUACGGCGACAAAAUCGCAAAGGAACGAGCUCUGUGCCAGAGGUUCGAAGAUUACGGCAAUUUUAUAGGUCCGUUGAGGUGGCCACCCUCCAGGCCUGCAUUCUACAACGAUCUCCACAUUCCAGAUCCGACUAGAAAGGGAACAGCUUGGUAUGAGGAGAUGGCUAAGUACUUAUUGCUUUACAUCAUCCAAAAUUGGGACAAAGGCAGCGGAAAACCAAUCGGUUCCUGGUUCGAGAGUCGAGAAUCACCAGAGUAUCCUGCUCGUCAACACUUUUGGCAAGAAUACUUGCACAGUAGUUUACGAGCAUGGGUUCAUCACGAAGGAGAAGAGUUUGGAGGCAAACCUUCGCAGAAAGAGGUUUUACGUACCGAACCGGGUCAUUAUAAUCUGCCAUAUUCAAUGAAGCCAAACUGGACGUACAGCGGUUUUGAUAAUUUACAUAGGGGUCAAUAUAUACAAGAGGGCAAAAGCAAGGAGGAGGUUAUGCAGAUGAUACCAGAUCACAAUAUUCUCAGAUGGCUGAUGCAUCAUGAUGGCGAGAGCUGGGUUAUCAAGGCUAUUUGUUUCCCGAAAGAGACCUCGAUGAAAGAAGUGUUGAGAACCUUUGAGAGAGACAUUGAGGAGUCUUGGGGUCCGUUGGAUUAG
Molecule: messenger RNA, 2298 nt
Organism: Botrytis fragariae
Lineage: Eukaryota; Fungi; Ascomycota; Leotiomycetes; Helotiales; Sclerotiniaceae
Exons: 4
Coding region: 1-2298 (765 amino acids)
Source: RefSeq, a predicted model, not a curated record